AUGGCUUCAGCAGAUAAAACUUUGGCCUUCAUAGGCCUAGGUGUAAUGGGAUAUCCCAUGGCAUUGAACCUUCGGAAAGGUCUCGAUUCUUCAUACACAUUACUUGUCUGUGAUGUGGUCCCAGAAGCUAUCUCGAAGUUCCAGGAAGACUCAGAAGGCCAUGGGCCAGUGCGAGUGGUCAAGAGUGGAUACGAAGCGGUGCAGAACUCCAACAUUGUGAUUACAAUGCUUCCAGGGUCUGACGCGGUAAAGCAGGUGUAUCUCAAUGGUUCAGACGGGGUCCUUGCAGGCGUGGAAGCAUUAUACAAAGAAUCCUCUACACUUGAGAAGAAGAUAAUAAUGGAAUGUGGAACCAUCGAAACUUCGACGAUCUUGGAGGUUGCAAAAGCUACUUCGAUAUCGAGCGCUUCCUCCAAGUUAGCCUUCGUGGAUGCUCCUGUAUCAGGUGGCCCAAUGGGUGCGCAAGAUGGGACAUUGACGUUCAUGGUCGGUACAAAUGACAAGGAUGUCUUCCCCACCGUGAAAAAUACAUUGGCACAUAUGGGAAAGGCAGACAGCGUCUUCCUGUGCGGAGACGUGGGUGCUGGUACGGCGUUCAAAGUCAUCAACAACUAUCUUUCUGCGAUUACGUCUUUAGCGGCGUCCGAGGCUUUGAAUAUUGGCGCGAAGAUGAACCUGGAUCUGUCAUUGUUAACUGAUGUUAUCAAUGUAAGUGGAGGGCAAUGCUGGGUCACAAGUAAGAGCAAUCCUGUUCCGGGCAUCCAACCCAAUGUGCCCAGUUCAAGAGGGUACGAAGGUGGUUUCAGAAUUGAAUUAUGUCGAAAGGUUCUCCAGAUGGGAAGUGACCUAGCCGAAAUGGUAGGCGCAAGGACUAUAUUGGACAAGCCCACCCUAGAGGCAUUCGAUGAAGCAAAGAACGAUGAGAGGUACCGGGGCAAGGAUGCCAGAGUGGUGUACAAAUGGUUGAAUGAAAGUGAAAGGAGAUAAAUAUCUCAGUAUCGCGUUCAGCGUCGGCAAAGAUAAUCAAAAUCGACAUUUACAGUACCCAUCACUAGCGACCCUCCCCGUGACCUGUGAAGAUAUGCAGCUCAUUUGACCUGCGCCCAGAAAUAAUUCGAAAGAAAUAGGUUAUCGAAGGCAAUUAAUUUGCAACAUUCGCUCGUUGCAUUGUGUAAUAUUUAGCAUAUUGUAGUCACCAUCAUCAAGUUUCGUAUUUGGUGAAUCUCAACUCGCGACAGUACCUCGUAACCAACAGCCUCGUACUCGUAGGGGUGACAGUUCGUGAUGGACGUUCAAGCCAACAAC
This is a messenger RNA of Aaosphaeria arxii CBS 175.79, 1305 nucleotides long. Its product is annotated as 3-hydroxyisobutyrate dehydrogenase-like protein. Bases 1 to 987 code for a protein of 328 amino acids. Gene Ontology annotation, biological process: L-valine catabolic process. Gene Ontology annotation, cellular component: mitochondrion. Lineage: Eukaryota; Fungi; Ascomycota; Dothideomycetes; Pleosporales. Gene Ontology annotation, molecular function: 3-hydroxyisobutyrate dehydrogenase activity; NAD binding; NADP binding. The transcript is spliced from 3 exons. The record is from RefSeq and is a predicted model, not a curated record.